Anopheles aquasalis is the source of this 1796-nucleotide messenger RNA. RefSeq names its product transport and golgi organization 2 (gene Tango2). Gene Ontology annotation, biological process: Golgi organization; protein secretion. Gene Ontology annotation, cellular component: Golgi apparatus. The record is from RefSeq and is a predicted model, not a curated record. NCBI's taxonomy places the organism in Eukaryota, Metazoa, Arthropoda, Insecta, Diptera, Culicidae.
CAUUCACUUUUAAUUAUUCACCACCUCUUUCGUGGAAAAGACUGUCCUGCCUUUAGUGUCCUGUUUAGUGUCCAAUUUAAAUUCAAACCAAAGAGAAACAGCAGCAGAUUGGUGGUAGGGGGCUACAGGCUUAUCAGUAACUCCCUGCUUUGUUGUUUACGUUUGUGUUCGAUCAUCCUGCAAGCUGCCGAGCCGAGAAACAGAAAGUGAGAGCAGCCCGUUGGCAACACGACGGAAGGUCAACUUUGGGCUACCUGACCCUUGGCUACUCGAUCGGGGAAGCGAGUCGUCAAACGAGUGUUGCACGAAGAGAAAACGCGGCUCCACAUAGCAGUAGCCCAGCAUACCUUGAAGCGCGCAUCCUUGGGUCGGCACCAAGCAAAGCAAGCGCCACCGUGUAUCUCUUGUGAGGCGGUUUUGUGUCCUUCAGCAACCAAGGCCGAGUGGUAGUGAGUCACGGCUGCGCCUAGAGUGAAAGCAUUCGCAGGGGCCUGUGCUGGUAAGCUGCGCCGUAGUGAUUAAGAGCAAUGUAACAAGCAGUACACGUACGUUUGGUCAGUCGCAAGCAACAGCAUUAACCGGUACACAUCGGACGAGCGGUGGCCAGUGCCAGUGUACUGAUAAAAGGACCGUAACAGAUCCCAUUUCCGGUGGAUUAGUUAGUGCAACGCGAGAUGUGCAUUCUGUUUGUGUACGUCGAUGAUGGUAGCCGGAGUGGCCGGUAUCGGUUGGUGCUCGCCUCGAACCGCGACGAAUUCUACGCACGGCCUGCUAAGACGGCUGCGCCAUGGGAAGAGAACGAGCGCAUCAUCGGUGGUCGUGAUAUGGAACCGGGCCGUGAAGGUGGAACGUGGCUAGCGAUUGGUAAUCAUCCCCCGGGCCGUAUCCGCCUCGGUGCACUGCUGAAUGUGACCGGCGAAACAAAAGCAAACGUUACAAACGGCCGCGGACCGAUCGUUGCCAACUAUCUCACAAGCAAUGGUGACCACACGGCACGGUACUACAGUGAACAAUUGCUGGCCAACGAUAACUUUGGGGCGUUCAAUCUCGUAUCGAUCGAUCUAGCGACACUUGUCGAACCCGCAUCAAACUCUGGAGGUGAUCUUGCUGCACCGAAACCGUCCGGUGGCAUCGGCGUGGUCCUGCACACGAGUAACACACCACACAGCAUAGCAUCCUGUGCACUGGGGACAGCCCUUGGAUUCGGCAACAGUACACUCGAUAAACCACUGCAAAAGGUUUGCCGUGGCCGGGAGCGGUUCGAGGAGAUUGUGACCAAACGCAAUGUACCGUUUGCCGAUAAGGACGCAUUCGUGGAUGAUCUGCUCGAUCUGUUGAAGAGUGAUGUACGGCACUAUCCUGAUCCUGAGCUAACGCGUCGUGCCGGCCAACAUGCCGAGUACCUGUCCAGUGUGAACGUGCGCGUACCUGGAGGAAGCUAUGGUAGCCGCACACGGACCAUCAUUCUUAUAGAUCAUCAGAACCGCAUGGAGUUUAUCGAAGAGACGAUGGUGAACAGUGAUCCCGAGAGCCCAGACUGGACAACGACGCGGAUCGUACGUGACUUGUCCUAACACUACUGACUAACUAGCAUAGAGAAAAAUGGUUUUUAGAUUCAAUGACGCACCGGCACCAGUAGUUUCCGAUUGUGUGUCUCGGUUAGGUUACGGGUUUGAUGGUAGCGAACGUAGCUACGAAGUGGCCUUAAGCGAAUGACACGCCAGUAGCCUUAUGAUGUAGUGUACAUAAUAGGAAGUGAGGGUUUUAUUAAACAAUACAUUUUGCCAAGGGAUUAA